UAUAAACAUGCUUAGUCGACAAAAUACCAUGAAAUUCACAAUAUUAACAUGUCUUUAUUCAAACUAAGACAUUUCUGGUCAACUACUAGCGAAGAUGACGAAUAUUUCGAUCAAAAUUCUUUGUUAGUGACUAAAUUAAACUCUGAUUUCGAUUAUAUAGUGACAGCAAGUCAAAGUGGUGUCCUCAGGAUUUUUAACCCCCUGUCAGAAAAUACUGACGAUGGGCAAUUGGGAGAAUAUCAUCCAAACGAUGUGGUGGUGGAGCGAAUUUUUGAUUUGCCCAUUUUGCAAAUUGGUAGUGGGAGACUAGUUUCGGGAAAUCAAGUCACUCAUCUAGCAAUUCUACAUCCUUUAUUACUGUCUGUAUAUACUCUGAUAAUCAAAGCAGGGAAAACAAGUCAUGGCAACCAAAGUUACCUAGAACUCGUCUACGAACACAAGCUAAGAAGAAGUGCCUACAAUUUAGUCAUAGGUCCGUUUGGAUCAUCACAAAACCGUGACUUCAUUUGUGUCCAAUCACUUGAUGGGUUGUUGACGUUUUUCGAACAGGAAAGUCAAGUUUCCUACGUGGCUUUGACGGAUUUUUUAAUGCCAUGUCCCAUUUCUUACAUUGCCAAGACUGACAGCUUUGUUACUUGUAGUUCUGAUUGGCAUAUCGUUUGUUAUAAAUAUAAAUCACUUUCCGAAGCCUCAGACGAGUCAGUCGAUCCUAUCUAUUCGAAACCGAAAGUUGUGCCAGACUGGACCUAUAAUUUAGGAGAAUCAAUUAUCGAUUUGACAGUAAUAAACGACAUCAUUAACAAGGAAGCUUGGUUAACGAUUUUGGGGGAGAAAAAUCUCUACUCCCUUAACCACAGAGGGAGUUUAAGAUUUAUGAAGAGAUUAGACUAUCCUCCAGUUUGUUUUCGAUGCUACAUUUUAGAUUCUUAUUUAUUUACUCUGAUCGUCUCAGAAAUCAACAUGUUACUAAUCUACCAAGGUACCACCCUCAAAUGGUCAGCACAUCUUGACUUUCUUCCAGUAACCAUUCACAGGGCCUUCUUGAAACCAAUGAAGGGUACUCUGGUGUUACUAAGUGAAGAAGGACGCUUAGAAUGCGCUUAUUUGGGAACAGAACCUUGCUUAUUUGUUGCUCCACCUUUAAAUGUACAAGAACUGGAUUAUGAGAAGUUGGAGAAAGAAUUGCUGGAAUUGGAGGAUGUUAUUAGGACCACUAAUAACAAUGAUGUAGCUGUUCAAACUAAUAUAGAAAAAGAACUACAACUGAACUUAACUGUGAAUGAGAGUAUAGAAAUAUGUGUUUAUGAGCAUAAUAUGAAAAAUGCGGCAAAUAAUUACAUGUGCUGUGUAACAAUAGAUAUUGUUCCUCAAGUUUCAAUUCAGGAAGCUCAACUAGCUUUGCUUGUACAGAGACCAUUGAAGAUAGUACCAAAUAGUAUGUUCUACAGCAAUCUGUCUGAAAAAACAUCAAUAACCUGUUACGUUUUCCCCGAUGAAUCUACCGAAGUGCCAACACUAGCUUUGGAAGUAAAGCUAUCCGUAAUAUCCUCCUUGGGAGUACCAAGAGCCUUAUCCAGAACUACCUUUUUACCGAUGAGCCUGAUUAUGGAACCCAGCAUUCCAGAAAAGGAAAAUACUCAUAAAAUUACUUUAAGUACAAGUGAAGCACCUAUAGCUUUACCAACAUUAUUUUCAGAAUACACCCACGAAGGGACAUCAGCGAACUCUAUAGCUUUCAAGAGUCCAGCUGGAAAAACUGGGACGAUACUUUUGGGAAAAUCAUCAGAAAGAUAUAGACUUCAAGCUGAAUCUUUGACAACUUUAAGUCUGCUCGUGGAACAGCUUGUUUCGAGGUUAAAAAAAUACUACAGUCAAAACGAGACGUACCGGGUCUCCUUUAGUUCUAGCUUACCAGCGGGUGAAAUCUUUGAAUACAGUCAAAAGCAUUUUUUGGUAAAACAAGAAGUAAAUAGCUUACAGAAUAAAAUAUCGCAGCUUAGUUCACAGUACAGGCUAAUACAAAAACGACUAAUCGCGAAAUACAGAGCAAAGAAUCCAUCAAGUUUGAAGAGUUUGGAGUUGUUGCUUGAUGAUACUUAUACGGAUAUUUUGGAAGCUACUGAACAGCUGGAAAAUGAGAUGGAUAACCUGUCAAAAGCACAGAUUGAUUUGUCCUGUGUGGUGCAUUUGGUGAAACAACUAAUUGGUAUGAUGGAAAUUGGUAGUGGGUUGAUGGAAAUGAUCAAUUCGACUUUUUGUACGAGAGUAUACGAUUUAGAAACACAGUCUUGGGAAGAUGUUACCGAUACAUCUUUGUGCUACCUCUUAAGAACUGCCUUAGCUAAAACAGAUAAAGACAAGUUAAGGGUGGCUCAUACUAGUUUUGAAGAAGUGAAAGAUAUGAGUAAAUUCGAGAAACAUUUGAGCCAAGUUUUCGAGAGGAUACAGAAGAAGCAAAGCUUGAAAGAAGAAGACGAAACAGAAGAUGAUGUACCAGCUAAUGAAAACACGAAUCCAGACACUUCUAAAGAAGAUUUCCACCUGGAUAAACCAAUAGGAAGCCAGUUUGGAGUGUCCAGCACCAGGUUAUUAUCGGCAAGGAAAAGCUUAUCUAGAAGACGUCAUAAAAAUGGCACUGACACUGAUGAAGCAGUAACGACUGUAGCUAAAGUUUGAUAGGGACAUUAACGCUUAAGUACCGGUAUAAAUUGUUGUUAAAACAUUUUA
This is a messenger RNA of Sitophilus oryzae (rice weevil), 2727 nucleotides long. RefSeq names its product protein PTHB1 (gene BBS9). Gene Ontology annotation, cellular component: membrane; BBSome. Bases 49 to 2676 code for a protein of 875 amino acids. The record is from RefSeq and is a predicted model, not a curated record. The transcript is spliced from 11 exons. NCBI's taxonomy places the organism in Eukaryota, Metazoa, Arthropoda, Insecta, Coleoptera, Curculionidae. Gene Ontology annotation, biological process: cilium assembly.